GGAUGGUGUCGGAGAAAGAGGCGGCGGGUAUUCGCAGGUUUGUGUGCGGUGAGCUCCGUGAUGAGGCAGACCUCAGGUACGGUUGAAGGAUUCACGACGUGUGUGCGAAGAACAAACAACACCGGCCUGUGUCGCCGCCACACUGACCUUGGGAAUUUUAAAAAAGCGAUACCAGGCACACAAAAAAUGUGACUCAUUAAGUCCAGAAGUAAAAAGUUAUAUGAAACAGGUGGUUCAAGAGGAAUUGAUGAAGAUGCAGGAUGAAGAGAAAAACGGAAGUGACUCAGAGACCAAGAAGCCCCAGAGGAAAAGGAAGAGAGAAAAGGGAAACGAGGAGGUCAUAAGUGAGAGUGAUGAUGAAUCCAAAGCAAAGAAAUCACGAAAUAAUCAUUCAAGCUCAUCAUCAGAAUCUGAGGAUGAAGAGAACCACAAAACAGAAAGUGAGGAGAGUGGUGACGAUGAAGAACAUGCCAAAUCUCAAGCCAAAGAAGAGCAAGAGGCGAAAACAUCAGGACAGAGACAUGGAAAUCGGCAAAUUGACAGUGACAUGUCUUCUAAUGAGGAACUUAGUGAGUCAGAAAGAAAAGAGAAUGAAAGUAACUGCAGUGAUAGUCCAGAGGAAGUGGUGAGAAAGAAUGGAGAGACAAGAACCAGCAGUAAAGGUGAAGGAAGGAAAACACCGCAGAGUGAUAAAGAAAAUGACACUGAUGGAGACAGCAAGUCAGAAACAAGUGACAAAGUUAAGAGCGACGAGUCUUCUGACAGUGAAAAAGAAGAAAAAGUGGAAAAGAAAACCAACGACACCGACUCAGACUCAUCAUCACUACCUUCUUUGGAAGAUGACAAAAAUGAUGAGACCAAUAAAACAAAAGAUCAAAAGAAGAUUAAGAAGAAAAGUGUGAAAAAAGAUGAAAGCUCCAAAAGACCAAAGUCUGAUGACAAAUCUGUAGCAAGGCUCAAACGUUACAUUGCCCUUUGUGGUGUGAGGAGAAAUUAUAAGAAACUCCUACAAGGCUGCUCCUCCAUUCGCUCCCAGGUGACUGUUCUGAAGAAGGAGCUUGAAGAUCUUGGUGUGGAUGGUCAGCCAACUAUUCACAAAUGUAAAAAGGUCCGAAUGAAGAGAGAGCAAGCUCAAGAACUGGCUGCUCUUGAUGUCGGCAACAUUAUUACCACACAAGGUCGACCUACACGCAGAGGAGCUUCAGCAAGUCAGACACAGCAUGAAUCUCCAUUCUCUGAAUAUCAGCGCACUCUAAACUCUGACUCCGAGAGUGACCAGGAAAACAGUACACACAAAGGGCGCAGGAGAAUGUCAGAAUGGGCCAACCUGCAGGGGAUCAUCAGUGACGAUGGAGACAGUGACUGACCAGGAUCAUUCCUCCCAAAGUGUCCAGAUGCAUCUUGGACAUGUUUUUUUUUUGUUGUUGUUUUUUUUUAAUGCUUUGAUGCUAAACAUAGAAAAGUUUAAAUAUAUUUUUUGUCAAAUAAGGAGAUAACAAUGAUAAAAAAAGGGUAUUGAUGGUGUUUGAGUGUUAAAAUCUUGUUAAAGUAUUGGUAACAUUUUAAAUGUAUAGCUGUUCAAUUUCA
Molecule: messenger RNA, 1587 nt
Organism: Archocentrus centrarchus (flier cichlid)
Lineage: Eukaryota; Metazoa; Chordata; Actinopteri; Cichliformes; Cichlidae
Gene: hirip3
Product: HIRA interacting protein 3
Exons: 8
Coding region: 221-1366 (381 amino acids)
Cellular component (GO): nucleus
Source: RefSeq, a predicted model, not a curated record